GUAGAAAGCAACGUGCGACUUGAAGGACACGAUCCGUUGUGGAUUUGUACAUCCACCAUUUUAUGUAGGAAUGAAGGUGCUCUUGGCUCGACAUCAUUGGUAAUGUAAAGAGUCCAUGAUGGAGCUCGAGUAGAAAGUAUUAAUUUAUUUCUCGGGGCAAAGGUCUAGGGUUAAUGCCAAUCAAUAAAAAAUUGGAACAACUUCGUAAAUAUAUCUUCGGUAUGGAAAUCUAAAGAAUCCAAUUCGAGCAAGUUUUCAAUUCCAAAAUUUCUUGGAAUUGAUCAAACUUUUUCGAUCCAAAGUGUUUCACGCGGGAAUCCAUCGUCUGUAGGAUUCUUUCAUAGAAAUCGCAAAAAGGGUAUGUUGCUGCCAUUUUGAAAGGAUUAAAAAGCACCGAAGUAAUGUCUAAACCCAAUGAUUAAAAAUAAAAGAAAGAUAAAGGAUCCCAGAACAAGGAAACACCUUUUUAAUUGUCUUAAUAACUGGAUCAGACUGAAGAAUCCAAAUCGAUUUUAAACGAGACAAACAAAAAAGGGGGAAAGACCGCUCAAUAAAUGAAAUUGCCGAAAGAUUUUUCUUUGAACUGUUUGAAAGUUAUCCAACUUGAGUUAUGAGAGUACGAAUGGUUUCUUUUUCAUUUUCAGGAAGAAAGAAGAAAAAAAAGACUAACAUCUUUAAUUGAUUUGAUCAUUUUAUGGACCCAGUUGUCAUUUCUUAGAUAGAAUUCCAUACAGAGACAAAACCUCGAAUCAAUCAUUUUUCUCGAGCCGUACGAGGAGAAAGCUUCCUAUACGUUUCUAGGGGGGGUGUUGUUCAUCUACAUCUAUCCCAAUGAGCCGUCUAUCGAAUCGUUGCAAUUGAUGUUCGAUCCCGAAGAGAAGGAAAAGAUCUUCGUAAAGUGGGUUUUUAUGAUCCGAUAAAGAAUCAAACUUAUUUAAAUGUUCCUGCUAUUUUAUAUUUCCUUGAAAAAGGGGCUCAACCUACAGGAACUGUUCAGGAUAUUUUAAAGAAGGCGGAAGUUUUUAAGGAACUUCAUCCUAAUCAACCGAAAUUCAAUUAAGGAAAUAAAUUAAGGAAAUACAAAAAAGGGGGUAGUGAUUUGUAUAUAACUUUGUAUGACUUUUCUCUUCUAUUUUUUUGUAUUUCCUCCCUUUCCUUUUCUAUUUGUAUUUAUUUCUCAUUGCUUCCAUUGAAUUCCGUGUUCUAUAACGACAAAACCUCUUAUUUUAUUGAUCUUCUAAAUCUAAAAUUCGGGCAUUUCCUUCAAUUGGGUGGUUUUUGGAACUCUACUAAAACGAAGAAAGAAAUCAAGUUUGCUUAUCUCACUUAACUUGAUUGAAUCCAUUAUGGAUUCAAUAAAUCUAAGUAAAUUGUAGUUUUGUUUUCCACUUAGUCUUUAUUUAUUCUCCCAUCUAUACUUUUUUGUAUCUAUUUUAUUUGGAUUAGAUUUGUAGUGCCAAUCCAACACAAGUCCUUUUUUUAAUAUUUUUUAUUGUUUUCAAUUGAAAUUUCUUUUGCUUUUUUUUUUCUUUUCAAUAUUCAAUAUUUAUAUUGACAACAGUGUAUCGAACAAAUAUAAUUCAUUGUGAUAAAUGAAGUGGAUCUAUUUAGUUUUAUUUUAUGUUUUAAAUUAAUUAGAAAGUGUGAAUGUAUUUUUUUAGAUUUCUUCUUUCAAUGGUUUUUGGUUGUCUUGUCUAAUCUCUUUAUUUCUUUUUCUUCGGAUUGGAUCUACACAAUUUUUUCGAUAUUUUCUUCGGGUUGCUAACUCAACGGUAGAGUAUUCGGCUUUUAAGUGCGGCUAGUGUCUUUUACACAUAUGGAUGAAGUGAGGGAUUCGUCCAUACUCUCGGUAAAGUUUGGAAGACCACGACUGAUCCUGAAAGGGAAUGAAUGGUAAAAAUAGCAUGUCGUAUCAACGGAAAGUUCUGAAAAAAUUUCAUUGUUCCUAGAUGGGUAUAAAACCGUGUUAGAAUUCUUGGAACGGAACAAAAUAAAGUUGGGUCGAAUGAAUAAAUGGAUAGGGCUGCGGCUUCAAUUAAAUUAUAGGGAAAGAAAAAGCAACGAGCUUUUGUUCUUAAUUUGAAUGAUUCCCGAUCUAAUUAGACGUUAAAAAUUUAUUAGUGCCUGAUGCGGGAAGGGUUUCUUGUCCCAUGAGUGGAUUCUCGAUUUUUUUAAUGAAUCCUAACUAUUACCAUUUUCUAUUAUGGAGAUGUGUGUGUAGAAGAAACAGUAUAUUGAUAAAGAAAGUUUUUUCCGAAGUCAAAAGAGCGAUUAGGUUGAAAAAAUAAAGGAUUUCUAACCAUCUUAUUAUCCUAUAACACUAUAACAUAGACCAAUUAAAUGAAACGAAAAAAAAAAAAAGAGAUGAUAGAGAAUCCGUUGAGAAGUUUACCUGUAUCCAAGGUAUCUAUUCUAUUCUUACUAUAAUACUUUGUUUUAACUGUAUCGCACUAUGUAUCAUUUGAUAACCCUCAAAAUCUUCCAUCUUUGGUUCAAAUCGAAUUUCAAAUGGAAGAAAUCCAAAGAUAUUUACAGCCAGAUAGCUCGCAACAACACAACUUCCUAUAUCCACUUAUCUUUCAGGAGUAUAUUUAUGCACUUGCUCAUGAUCAUGGUUUAAAUAGAAAUAGGUCGAUUUUGUUGGAAAAUCCAGGUUAUAACAAUAAAUUUAGUUUCCUAAUUGUGAAACGUUUAAUUACUCGAAUGUAUCAACAGAAUCAUUUUCUUAUUUCUACUAAUGAUUCUAACAAAAAUCCAUUUUUGGGGUGCAACAAGAGUUUGUAUUCUCAAAUGAUAUCAGAGGGAUUUGCAUUUAUUGUGGAAAUUCCGUUUUCUCUACGAUUAAUAUCUUCUUUAUCUUCUUUCGAAGGCAAAAAGAUUUUCAAAUCUCAUAAUUUACGAUCAAUUCAUUCAACAUUUCCUUUUUUAGAGGACAAUUUUUCACAUCUAAAUUAUGUAUUAGAUAUACUAAUACCCUACCCCGUUCAUCUGGAAAUCUUGGUUCAAACUCUUCGCUAUUGGGUAAAAGAUGCCUCUUCUUUACAUUUAUUACGAUUCUUUCUCCACGAAUAUUGGAAUUUGAAUAGUCUUAUUACUUCAAAGAAGCCCGGUUACUCUUUUUCAAAAAAAAAUCAAAGAUUCUUCUUCUUCUUAUAUAAUUCUUAUGUAUAUGAAUGCGAAUCCACUUUCGUCUUCUACGGAACCAAUCUUCUCAUUUACGAUCAACAUCUUUUGGAGCCCUUCUUGAACGAAUCUAUUUUUAUGGAAAAAUAGAACGUCUUGUAGAAGUCUUUGCUAAGGAUUUUCAGGUUACCCUAUGGUUAUUCAAGGAUCCUUUCAUACAUUAUGUUAGGUAUCAAGGAAAAUCAAUUCUGGCUUCAAAAGGGACGUUUCUUUUGAUGAAUAAAUGGAAAUUUUACC
Messenger RNA from Lycium ferocissimum, 3420 nucleotides. Its product is annotated as maturase K-like. The record is from RefSeq and is a predicted model, not a curated record. NCBI's taxonomy places the organism in Eukaryota, Viridiplantae, Streptophyta, Magnoliopsida, Solanales, Solanaceae. Gene Ontology annotation, biological process: mRNA processing. Gene Ontology annotation, cellular component: chloroplast.